This is a messenger RNA of Caenorhabditis remanei, 645 nucleotides long. RefSeq lists its product as uncharacterized. The record is from RefSeq and is a predicted model, not a curated record. The coding region runs from base 1 to 645 and encodes 214 amino acids. NCBI's taxonomy places the organism in Eukaryota, Metazoa, Nematoda, Chromadorea, Rhabditida, Rhabditidae. The transcript is spliced from 4 exons.
AUGGAGAAUGAGAGAUUCAAACGGAAAGUGUUGACUUCACUCGGAGGAAUUAUAGUUUGUAUUCUACUUGAGAUGAUUUAUUAUACUCUUCCAAUCGAAUAUCAGACACUUCAAACCUAUACUACACUUUACAAUAUCAAAUUGUCAUCAAUCAUCUGUCAAAUCGAGCUCGAAGUUCUCUCACUAAAAUUUUCCAAAUCGAAAUUGUUCAAAUAUUUCGGUUGUGAAUGGCUUAUAAUUGCGUUUGUUCUGGAAAUAGUUUUCAAAUCAAGAAACCAUUCAAUUUCUGGUAUUUUCUUAGGAAUCAUCGAUUUUUUAAAUGUAUUAGAAACGGAGAUACCGAUGGAGGAGAGAGUCAUUCCACAGAAAGUUGUUCGCAUUCCUGUCGUGGAAAAACGUGCCGAUUUCAGUGUAAAGUGUCACACCUGCCGAUUGGAUUACGGUAGUCACCACGUCGACCGUAUCCCUCAAAUCCUUCCACAAUGCGGACAUACAGUAUGCCAUGGGUGUAUUCAGAGAAUUAUAAGAUCCCAACAAUCCGUCAGUUGUCCAUUUUGCGGAGUACGGUUUUUCAGGUUUGAAAACUUCAAAAAUAAUUUCGCAGUGUUGGAAGUCAUCGAGAAGGAGCUCUCCCGGAUCCCAUAA